This is a messenger RNA of Capsicum annuum, 786 nucleotides long. RefSeq names its product putative F-box protein At1g67623. The record is from RefSeq and is a predicted model, not a curated record. Gene Ontology annotation, molecular function: protein binding. The transcript is spliced from 3 exons. The coding region runs from base 1 to 786 and encodes 261 amino acids. Lineage: Eukaryota; Viridiplantae; Streptophyta; Magnoliopsida; Solanales; Solanaceae.
AUGGUGAUCAAUCGUUAUUCAAGAAAAGAUAUGAAGAGAAGAGGAAGCAAAAGAACUAACAAAGAAAAUUUUUGUUCUUCCAUUCAAUCACUUCCCAAUGAGUUACUUACUGAUAUUGUUGCAAGGGUUGCUUCUCGUUCUUUCAAGAAUUUUAUCAACGUCAAGCUAAGUUGCAAGGCUUUUAAUGAACUCGCCAAUGAAAGAUACGUAUAUCAAAAGGCAACGCUGGUAGACUUUCCUAUUGCACCAUGGCAAAAGCAGACGCAAGAGAAGAUUAAUAAAGUUAAUUCUUUGAUGGAGCUAUGUAGAGAAUGUGGAAACACAGAUGCCUUAUACAGAAAAGGCGUGGUGGAUUAUUUUAAAGACGAUGAGCCGGAAGUUGCAGUGGAAUUUCUGAAGCGAGCAGCAAAAGGAGGCCAUGUUGGAGCACGGUAUGUGAUGGGCAUAAUUAUGGUGUUUAUGGGUGGUGAAUACAAGCGAAAAGGGGUGAUGUUGAUUUGCAACAUGAAAGAGACAGAGAGGAAACUGACAAGGGCGUGUCGAAAGAGUUUGAUAGAGAUAUUGAGAGAGAUUUGGGUGACUAAUCCUUCAGUUUUGGAACAAAGACCCACUGGUUGCACCAUGCAACAUCGACGCCGCAUUCGCAAGAAUGUCUGGUCUAGUGACAGUGAGGAUGAAGAUGAUGAACACGACGAUUUUCAUUGUAAUGCUUGUAGCUGUGAUGUUGAAAUUGCUCAUAUAUGGCGAUGUAUGAGGAAAUUCUAUAGGCAUUUCGACAUGAUUUAG